GUGCAGAUUUUCACCAAAGUGUUAUCAUUUACUUCGUAUCCAACAAACAAACUACUUAUUUGAUAAACAAUGCGCACCAUUUGGACGCUAUUCAUAUGCAGCUUGUGGCUCUGUCACUACGCCAGCGAAGCUACACCAGCUGGAGCUUCGGAUGUCGGGCCUGCUGCAGUCCUGACGGCUAGUGGAGCAGAAGGCGCUGUAGAUCUGCCUAAUACCAACACCAACACCAACACUAACUCCGACGAUGGCACUGACAACGACGAUUCCUGGUUCAACUAUGAUGGCCGCAUCAUCGGCGGUCUGCCCACCUCCAUACGCAACUUCCCCUACCAGGUGUCGCUGCAGUACAAAGGCCAGCAUAUUUGUGGCGGCGCCAUAGUACGACCGAACGUUAUCAUCACCGCCGCACAUUGCGUCGACCAAACGAUGAAGGUGAGUUCGUUUAAGGUACGUGCCGGCUCCUCACAACACGCUUAUGGUGGUCAAUUGCGUGCCGUGCAGCGUAUACUCCGUCAUGAAGGUUACUCCUCAGCCACGUAUAAUCUGGAUGUGGCGCUGUUGCAGCUCGAACGCGAUCUCGUCUAUACACAAGCGGUGCAACCGGUUGUAUUGGCCUCGCGGAAUGCUGUAUUGUCCGCGCAAGCGAAACUCUUUGUUAGCGGUUGGGGUCUCACCAGCGAGACGGGUUACGUGUCGGCGAUGUUGAAUUACGUGGACGUACAAUUGAUACGACAGGAGACUUGCGAGCAGAAUUAUAAAUAUGUGGUGCCUAUAACGACUGAAAUGUUCUGCGCUGGCUAUAGUGCGGGUGGUAAGGACUCGUGUCAGGGUGAUUCGGGUGGUCCGCUGGUCAGUUACUAUCAUGGUGCAGCCACAUUGUAUGGCAUUGUGUCGUGGGGUGUGGGCUGCGCACAAAAGGAAUAUCCGGGUGUUUACGCGAAGGUGGCGGCGUUGAGACCGUGGAUUGAUGCGCAGCUGGUGGACAUUGCGAAACGUAGCGGAAAACUGUACUGAGGGAGUGUUCUAUUUAAAUUGUACUUUGUAAAUAGCUGUAAUAGAAGUUUAAUUUAAGGAAAUAUAUCAAGGUAUUAUGUUUAAAAUAGGUGAAUUUUUGACUUUAGCGAUAUUUAUAAUUCUAAUGGAAAGAGUCUUCUUUGUUGGUGGUAUCCGUAAUCCUUCUUCUCUAAGCGCAUUGCUACUAAUUGGCUGAUGAUUCUCCUGUACGAAAUUCAUACCCCCGAGUCUAUCUUUAAUAAAGCCAUUUGAAUAUGACUAAGCUAGGAAGUAACUUUUUUGUAAAUAUAAAUCAAAACCAGACCGAGACCUAUAGCU
Messenger RNA from Zeugodacus cucurbitae (melon fly), 1332 nucleotides. RefSeq names its product trypsin beta. Lineage: Eukaryota; Metazoa; Arthropoda; Insecta; Diptera; Tephritidae. The transcript has a single exon. Gene Ontology annotation, biological process: proteolysis. The record is from RefSeq and is a predicted model, not a curated record. Bases 70 to 1014 code for a protein of 314 amino acids. Gene Ontology annotation, molecular function: serine-type endopeptidase activity.